Nerophis lumbriciformis (worm pipefish) is the source of this 996-nucleotide messenger RNA. The record is from RefSeq and is a predicted model, not a curated record. Lineage: Eukaryota; Metazoa; Chordata; Actinopteri; Syngnathiformes; Syngnathidae.
AUGUAUGCCGUCGUGUUUCUUACAAUUAUUUCGCAUGGAUUAUUUCUGAUAUCCGCCGAGAAGGAUGCGUGUUACUUAUACGGAGCAGUUGGACAAACGAUGGAAUUUCCGUUUGUCUACAACCAGCUGGCCAACACAGACAUACUGAGCUGGACUCACAACGGCACCAUUGUUUUUAUCCGGGAGCAAGCGAAAGUAUUGGUCGGAAAGCCUGAAGAUGUUUCUAAGACUGGCUCUCUUCUGCUGAAGAACCUGAAGCUCUCCAGUAGUGGCUUAUACCAGGCCACUGUGCGCCACCCGAAUCGUACCUUGGUGGCGGCGUGGACCGGACGCCUCUGCACGAUAGACAAGGUGUCACAACCGCGGAUUGGUUACAUCUGCGACGCUAAGACGGGGUUUGUCAAUCUAAGCUGCCAUGUGGACAAUCCCCACGAUUUAACCUUCUCGUGGACCAUUGACGAAAUCAAUUUAUCCAGUGCGACCAAGCAGACUUUGAAUGUAUCACUGGACAAAAAGAAGAAUUUCGUAUGUAAGGCGAAGAACAGAUUUGGCAUGGAGAAGACUGACACCAUUCGUCCAGUCUGUAAAAAUUUACCACCGACUUCACCAGCACCCGUUCUGCUUUGUUUUACAUCAAUAACAAUUAUAGCAGCACUAGCGGGAGGAGUGGCUCUGUUUCUUCUUCUGCUCGUUGUCAUUGCCAUGAUGUGUCACCGCCUCGGACGUAGCAAAACUGACAUGCGUGUCUCAGACAAAGGAGAUUUUAGGAUGGUUUCUAUACGACAGCAGAUACCUGAGCUCAAUGGCCCAGAUUACGAGACCAUGAACCCCGCGGACUUUCCCAUGGCUUCAGUUCCAGAGCCUUUACCCAGAAUUGGUCAUACGAGCGCUUCUACGCCUAGUGAAAGACUUCCACAGAUGGUCCAAGCUGCUGCCAGAGACCCCUCACCAGUGCCAAAACCCAGAACCAAGAACCCACAGACACCACAGUCGUGA